This is a messenger RNA of Quercus lobata, 831 nucleotides long. RefSeq names its product Integrase-type DNA-binding superfamily protein (gene LEP). The transcript has a single exon. Gene Ontology annotation, molecular function: DNA binding; DNA-binding transcription factor activity. Lineage: Eukaryota; Viridiplantae; Streptophyta; Magnoliopsida; Fagales; Fagaceae. The record is from RefSeq and is a predicted model, not a curated record. Gene Ontology annotation, biological process: regulation of DNA-templated transcription. Bases 1 to 831 code for a protein of 276 amino acids.
AUGAACUCAUCCACAACAACUCCAAAGAGCAAAAAGAAGCAAACACAAACGCAAGAAACAACUACUUCAGGGAGGUUUCUUGGUGUUAGAAGAAGGCCAUGGGGAAGAUAUGCAGCUGAGAUUAGAGACCCUUCAACCAAAGAAAGGCAUUGGCUUGGCACCUUCGACACCGCGGAAGAAGCUGCCUUGGCCUAUGACCGAGCUGCUCGGUCCAUGCGAGGCUCGCGAGCCCGCACCAACUUUGUCUACUCAGACAUGCCACCAGGCUCUUCUGUCACCUCCAUUGUCUCUCCUGAUGAACCUCAACAAAACUUCUUUGAUGUCCCUCCACCUAGUAGUACUCCCACUCAACCUGACCCAACGCCCCAAACCUUUUCAAAUCAAGAAACCAACACCGAAUUCUCUUAUUCUUCAAUGUCAGAUAUUGGAGGAGACCAAUUCUGGGCUUCUUCUUCUUCUGGUGUUUAUUAUGAACAACAACCAGCUCUCUUUGACUUUGACAAUAAUACUAGUGCUACUGCUUCUGUGUCCCAUAACUAUUCCAACCAAAUGUGUGAUCAGCUCCCUCCUUUUCCUUCUGACAUUUCGGGAGGCAUUGGCUCAAAUAUGAGUGUGGCAGAUUCUAGUGAAGAUAUGGGACAGGCCGCUUGGAGUGACUCAACAAGUCUGACCACAGGGUUCGAACCAGAAGGGAACGGGUCAUACUCAUACAUGGGCAUGGGGUUCGAUUCAAGUGAGUAUGUGCAUAGCCCACUUUUUAGCAGGAUGCCACCAGUUUCAGAUAAUGUACCUGAGAGUUUUAAUUUGGGGUCUUCUGCCUUUUUCUUCUGA